This is a messenger RNA of Vidua macroura (Pin-tailed whydah), 2255 nucleotides long. It is a transcript of the gene NECTIN1, whose product is annotated as nectin cell adhesion molecule 1. The coding region runs from base 515 to 2062 and encodes 515 amino acids. Gene Ontology annotation, cellular component: adherens junction. Lineage: Eukaryota; Metazoa; Chordata; Aves; Passeriformes; Viduidae. The transcript is spliced from 6 exons. Gene Ontology annotation, biological process: protein localization to cell junction; homophilic cell-cell adhesion; heterophilic cell-cell adhesion. The record is from RefSeq and is a predicted model, not a curated record.
CCCAGCGCAGGGCGGGCAGCGGGCGGGGGCUGCCGAGCCCCGCCGCCGGAGCCACGGCACCGCCGCAGCCCGCGGAGGGCUCAGCCUCGCUGCUCUUUAUUUGUUUUGCCUCCCCUCUUUCUUUUUUGCCUGGGGUUUCUUUUGGGUGAAUUUUUUUUUUCCCUCUCUUUUUUUAUUUAUUUAUUUAUUUUUUUUUUUAAUCGCAUUUUCCACCCCCCUUUCCCUCGUCACUCGCCCGGACUCUGCGGAAGGAAGAGCCCGCGCUGCCCCGCGGCCGGAGCGCCCCGCGCCCGCCCAGAGGGGCCCCGCGGAUGUGCAGAGCUCCCCCCGGAGCCCUCCCGCCCUCCCGCCGCCUCUUUGUCCUCACCCAUCCACGAUCUUCUUUUUAUUUUUUUUUUUUUUUUGAAUUUUUUUUUUUUUUCAAGCAGACCUGAGCAUCACCGGGGGCUGGGAGGGUGGGGGGCCCCGCGGCGCUGCCAGACCGACCCCUGCCCAUCGCUCUUAAGGAACUCUCAUGGCUUCACGGCUGCAGACAAGUUGCCGUGCAUCGUGGUGGACUAUCGGAGUUUGCAUCCUGGCAGCCGCGCUCCUACCAGGGCUGCAAGCUCAGACUGUCUUGGUCAAUGACUCCGUCUCGGGGUUCAUCGGCACGGACGUGGUGCUGCACUGCAGCUUCACCAACUCGCUGCCCAUUGUGAAGAUCACGCAGGUGACGUGGCAGAAGGCCACCAACGGCACCAAGCAGAAUGUGGCCAUCUACAACCCCGCCAUGGGCGUGUCCAUCCUGUCCCCCUACAAGGAGCGGGUGACUUUCCGGAACCCUUCCUUCAAGGAUGGCACCAUCCAGCUGUCCCGGCUGGAGCUGGAGGAUGAGGGGGUUUACAUCUGUGAGUUUGCCACUUUCCCAACCGGCAACCGGGAAGGGCAGCUGAACCUCACCGUGCUGGCCAAGCCCACGAACUGGAUGGAGGGCACCAGGAGGCCACUAAUUGCCAAGUCUGGCAGGACAGAAAAGAUCUUGGUAGCCACCUGCACCUCCUCCAACGGGAAACCCCCCAGCACCGUCACCUGGGACACGAAGCUGAAGGGGGAAGCGGAGUUCCAGGAGAUCCGGAACAGCAACGGCACCAUCACGGUGAUCAGCCGGUACCGGCUGGUGCCGAGCCGCGAGGCGCACCGGCAGCAGCUCACCUGCGUGGUCAACUACCAGCUGGAGAGGUUCACUGACAGCAUCACCCUCAACGUGCAGUAUGAGCCAGAAGUCACCAUCGAGGGCUUUGAUGGCAACUGGUUCCUGAACCGCAAGGAUGUGAAGCUGAUCUGCAAAUCUGAUGCCAACCCCCCAGCUCACACCUACGAGUGGAAGCUGCCAAACGGGACCCUGCCAGGGAGCGUGGAAAUCCAGAACAACACCAUCUACUUCAAAGGGCCCGUGUCCUACAGCGUGGCCGGCACCUACGUCUGCGAGGCCACCAACGCCAUCGGGACACGCUCGGGCUUGGUGGAAGUCAAUGUCACAGAAUUUCCCUACACCCCGUCUCCAAUCGAUGAUCACAAAUCCAUGGUGCAGCCGAACAUCCCCACACCGGUGAUUGGGGGCAUAGUGGGAGGCGUCUCGCUGGUCCUGCUGGUGGCCGUGGUGCUCUUUGUGGUACUCCGGCGCCGGCGUCACACCUUCAAGGGUGACUACAGCACAAAGAAGCACGUGUACGGCAACGGCUACAGCAAGGCUGGCAUCCCACAGCACCACCCCCCCAUGGCCCAGAACCUCCAGUACCCCGACGACUCGGACGACGAGAAGAAGCCGGGCCCCUUGGGCGGCAGCACCUACGAGGACGAGGAUGAGGAUGCAGGAGGCGAGCGCAAGCUGGGCGGCCCCAAAGCCUACGAGGAGGACGCCAAGAGGCCUUACUUCACCGUCGACGAGGGCGAGGCCCACCCCGAACCUUACGACGAGAGGACACUCGGCUUCCAGUACGACCCCGAGCAGCUCGACCUGGCCGAGAACAUGGUGUCGCAGAACGACGGGUCUUUUAUUUCCAAAAAGGAGUGGUACGUGUAGCUCCACGCCCCUCUGCUACACUCACACACACACACACGCGAACACACGCGCUCACAAACACGCCCACGAGCGAUGCCCUCCCUCCCCUGCAUCCCUCCGAGCACACCCACGCACGCCCCGGCCCCGCACAGACUUUUUGGGUGCUGGGGGCCAGCGGGGAGGGAGGGCGGCUUUGCUUUCGGAUCAUUUUUUG